Messenger RNA from Ilex paraguariensis (yerba mate), 1748 nucleotides. The record is from the annotation of a GenBank genome assembly. NCBI's taxonomy places the organism in Eukaryota, Viridiplantae, Streptophyta, Magnoliopsida, Aquifoliales, Aquifoliaceae.
AAAGUGUACCAAAACUGAAAAAAAAUAAAUAUAGGGGUCCUUUUAUCAAUACACUAAUUUGAGGGUUCAUAUUCAAUAGACAGUGUCUUCUGAGUUGUUGUCCCCUCUUAUCGCUUGACACGUAAAGAUCUCAGGGGAAGGUUCUGGAAAAAGACGUAAAGAAACGGUGGCUUCUCGUUCUUCUCUUUCCAAAAUUUCAUUUUCCUUUUUUUUUAAUUUGCCAGAAUUUCUUUUGGUUUUCCCUCUCUUAUCUGUUGUUCUUUACCACACUUACAUGUUUCUUAGGAAACUUCUAGAAUUACCAAAACCGCACGGACUCUCCGGCCAAGUGCCAACCCCUUCCCUUUAAUCUGUUUCUCUCUCUUCUUUUCCGACCAGAUCUGCCUCAACUCCGUCAUCUUAUCUUGCAAGGUGAGAGGUGAUGGCUCGGUCACCGGCGGAGCUAAACGGAGGAGAAUCAACGGCUGUAGAUACGCCGAGAUCUCUUCCGACUCCCUUUUUGACCAAAACAUACCAGCUCGUCGAUGAUCAUACGAUGGACGAGGUGAUCUCGUGGAACGAAGACGGAUCUACCUUCAUCGUCUGGAAUCCGACCGAGUUCGCCAGCGAUUUGCUUCCAAAAUAUUUCAAACACAACAAUUUCUCAAGCUUCGUUCGACAACUCAACACCUACGGAUUUAGGAAGGUUGUACCUGAUAGAUGGGAAUUUUCAAACGAAUGCUUUCGUAGAGGCCAGAAACGGCUUUUAUGCGACAUACAGCGUCGGAAAAUUGCGACGCCAGCGGCUGCGGCAGCAACGGUGGUGGUGCCAGUGGCUUCGGCGGAACCAGCUCCGCCACCGCGGUCGGCAUCUCCGGCGGAUUCUGGCGAAGAACAAGUCAUGUCAUCGAACUCCUCGCCAGCAAUUGUACGGGAAACGAUAUGUGGAAGCACAACCGAUCUGAAUCUGAUCGGAGAAAACGAAAGAUUGAGGAAAGAGAACAUGCAACUCAACAAAGAGUUGAGCCAAAUGAAGAAUUUAUGCAACAAUAUUUGCACUUUGAUGUCGAACUACGCGAGGAAAGGUAAUGAAGAACCGGAGAGUAGUAUUCAGGCGGCGAAACCGCUUGAUCUUCUGCCGGCUAAGAGAUUUUCAGACGAAUCUGACGUUACCGCCGAUGACAAUAAUCCGGCGGAACUGGCCGAAACGGGUGCAAGAUUGUUCGGUGUGGCCAUUGGUUCGAAACGGGGUAGGGAAAGUGAAGCCGUGAUGGAGGAGCAUGAUCAGGUGUUACGGCUGCAGCAGCCUGGAAAUGGGGACGUGAAAUCAGAGCCGCUAGAUCUUCAUCAGAACAGUGUAGAGAAUCAACAGACACCGUCUGAUGGGCAAUGCCACCAGCGAAAUCGGAGGGUGUGCAAUUGAUACUUGUUGACGGAAUUAGGAUUAGGUGUAGGUGUGACCGUACGAGUAUAGGCACGUGCUGAAGGGUCACGUGCCUGGGGAAAACUUUGUGGGGGGACUGGUUUCAAGAAGCUUCUUGGAACUUUUUUGCUUUUCUAGCCUUGUGAAAGUAAUUAUCCUUUUAAUUUUCUUUAAAUUCGGAAUCUGAAUAUGCCCUAUUUUUUGAAAUAUUUAACUUUGGCGCAUCUAGGGUGCAACUUGGGUUGGACACUCAAUUCUAGGACCUUAAGUAUAUAAUAUAAUCUUCAACUCUAACUCUAUCUUGUAUUAAAAAAUUCAACUUGAGUAUUGUUCGAGUUUAAUUCGG